AGAAAAUUCAGCGUCUGUGCGCGAGGUUUGGUCUUAACGUUGAUCCGAUGGUUUGAUUAUUAUGCCUCUGCUAAGUCAGGAGCCUCAUGUUAAUCAAGGUCGCCUAGAGGACUUGUACGAUAUACAACAGAAAAUUGGAGAUGGACACUUCGCUGACGUCAAUCUUUGUGUAUGUAAAAGUUCGAACAAGAAAUAUGCGGCCAAGUUUAUAAUGAAGCAACGGAUUAACACAGGGCUUCAUGGAUCAAGCGUUUCUGAUAUAGACCGUGAGGCUUUCAUUUUAGCAAAUUUACAGCAUGAAAAUAUUGUCAAUUUGCAUGAAGUUUUCUAUCGGGAGGAUUCCGUCGUACUCAUUUUGGACUUAGUAACUGGUGGGGAACUGUUUGCACGCGUAGCCGAUUGUGAGCGUUUAUCAGAGGAGGAGGCUUCAAAUUUUGUCCAGCAAAUUCUUUUGGGUGUCCAACAUAUGCAUGGUUUGGGUAUUGUUCACUUGGAUUUGAAGCCUGAGAAUAUAAUGAUCGAAGAUCUGGCAUCCAGAAAGAUAAAAAUUAUUGAUUUUGGCCUAGCUAGAGUGCUAAAUCCAAAUGAAAGCUUUCAAGAUAUGGCAGGAACACCGGAAUUCUGUGCUCCAGAAAUAGUCAAUUUCGAUCCGAUAACUUUUGCAACAGAUAUGUGGGCGGUUGGAGUAUUGACUUACAUUUUAUUGACCGGUAUUUCACCGUUUGCUGGAGAUACACAACUUGAAACAUUUCAAAAUAUUCUCGAUUGUAUUGUUGAUUAUUCAAGAGAGGAAAUACAAAAUGUUAGUGAUCUAGCUAAAGAUUUUAUUCAGAAACUGUUGGUGAAAAAUCCCAGAAAAAGAUCUACGGUUAAUGAAUGUCUUCAACACCCUUGGAUUAAUCCUAAAGACAAUAAACAGUCCAAUUAUCGACGGGAUAGCUUAAUAAGCAAAGAAAAAUUAUCCAGUUUACGACAUUUUAUAGCUAUCAAUCCAAAUGCAAGUGUCUUAUCUCUGAAUAACAAUAAUAACAAUACAGAAGAGCAAGAUAAGUCUCUGUCUUCGCCUACAUCACCAUUAUCUUCUGUUGGCAUAAAUGAUAGGGUACGAUUUUCUUUGCCAGAUAGUUCUGCUAUUAACAAAGUUCAAGAUACAGUGCCAUUAGACAAAAUUACAACUGAAUCAUCUUCAUUGAAUCAAACACUUGAAAAUAAACAGUUUUGUAAAAAACAACCAAAUCAGAACAGGAAUAACAGUAAUAGUGGUAGUAAAAUGAUAAAAAAUGAAAAAGUCACAGUCAUAAACCACAUAUUACAAGCAAAAAAUCUAUCAGCUUUCAAAACAAAUACCAGUGCUUGCUCAACGAAUUCUGGAUCUUCUGUUGUCUCCCAUGUAAACAACUCCCAAAACGCUGAAAAUCUAAAUAAACAAAGAAAUAGUGAUAUCAGCCUGUCAGAUUACUCCAUUCCAAUUGACAGUGUAAAAAAGUUGAAUCCACGCAAUUCACUUUGCGAUACUGUAUCUAAGACUAGUUCUUCCCCAAUUAUUAAUAAAAUCAAUAAUAAUAAUAAUAAUUCGAGUACAAAUAUCAAUUCAAAAGUAUUCAAUGAUUUGACUAAUGACAAAACUUUAUCAGAUUCUACUUCAAAUAAAUCUAUUAAUAAUAGUACUACUGUUAGUGGUAGUUGGCGUGUAAACUUUCAAAAUAAUAUAAUUGGUCGAUUAGGUGCAGCAUUUGCCGCAGCAACUGGACAUGUCACUACUUCAACACAUCAUCAUAUUUUAAAUGAAGUUAAUUCUUCUUGUGAUCACCAGUUACCUCUUCCAGUUAAGUCAACUGGUAGUUCUUCCUCCACUUCCGCUAAUACUACCACCACUGCUACUACUCCUAGCAACAACAAUAAUAUUGCUUCUAAUACUACUGAUACCAUUAUUAAUACUACCAAUAAAAGUUUCAAUUUUGUUCAAGUGACUAAUAAAGAGGUGAUUGCCAAUAAAACUAAUUCAUUGAAAUCUUCAAACGAAACUAAUAUUAAACAAUCCUAUUCAUCUUUCGGUGCUGUUUCUAGAGCAGUUAAAGAAUUAGAAAUUACUGCUAAUCCUUUGAAUAAUAAUAAUAACUCCAUAACUACUACCAAUACUACUACUAACAAUAAUGGUAAUAUGGUUGACUUGAAAAUUGUCCGUAGGUUUCAAACUUUAGGAAUGAAUCAACUAACUGAAGCAACAUGUGUUAACCGUCCUUUGAUAAAUGGAUAUCCAAAUGAAAAGCCUAGCUCACAUCGUGGACCAUUAUCUAACUCAUCGAAUAGACUGAUGGUCAGUAGAUUACAAGAAAUAUUUGAAAGUGGCAAUACAAAAUCAUCACCGAGUUGUCAAACUAAUCGGACUAAUAAAACACUUGUGUCUGUUAUUCAUAAUAAUAAUAAUAAUAAUAAUAAUAAUAAUAAUAAUAGCAUACCGGUUAAACUUAACACUACUACUAAUACUACUAACUGUACUACUGCAGUUACAACUACUUCUACCAGUAAACGUCUUUCUAUCAAUUAAUAAAUCAUCCUAACAUGUAUUGUAUCAUUCUCUUCUUUUCCUUUCUGUCCAUAUAACCCUUUCUUCAUUUAACCAUAUUAGAAAAAUUUUUUCAUCUUAAUGUGAUCUCUUAUUCUAAAAAUUUUUUGACCUGAUCAUAUUUAGUACAUUUAUGAUGAACACAUUUUUUUUGUUGUCCUAUACCAAGUAUUAUUUGUUCCUUUUAUUAAAUAUUAUUAAUAAUAAGAAAGUCAAUGAAAUAGCGCCGUAUUACAAUGUUUGCCACUGUUACUUUUAAUAUUCACCUUCUUUUUUUUUUCAAAAAAUCAUAAAAUGAAUUGUAAAAACAGUGACAUAAUAUCAUGUACAUUAAUUAAUCUUUUACUCAGUGGUUAUCUUUUUUGUUAGUGCCUUUUGUUCAUUAUUUUAAUCUGUUCCUUAUAUAUACAACACUUUUUUUUUCUUACAUUAUGUACAUAUUAAUUAUUAUCAUUAUUAUAUAAUAUCACGAGAAAUCUAUUUUUAAACAACAAUACAAAAAAAACGUAGCGAGUGAACACACGUAACACAAAAAUAUCUUACGUUAUUUUAUGUUACUAUCAUCUUUAAAUAAUUAUUUCUUCUUUUUAUUAUUAUUAUUAUGUAUAACUCUGUGUUUGUAUGUGUCAUAUGUGUGUACUCUUUUCAUUUACAUCUAAUAUGCUCCAAUUAACUAUCACCAACUUCACUCUACCUCCUCUAUCUUUUUGUGUGCAUGUUUGUUAGUUGUGUGUGUGUGUAUGUAUGUGUGUGUAUCCUUUCUUUAAUAUAGCACAUAUGGUGAUCACUUUCUAAUGUCGAUGUUUGUUCGUUUUUUUGUUUUUUUUUUGUCCUUAUUUUUAAAAUAUGAUUAUUUGUAAUGAUAAAUGAAUAAUUCACAAUGAAUAGUACUGAUUAUAAAGUGUGUAUUAAAUCUAUCGUACAAUUCUUUUAAUUAUUUUGUUCUAGAUUGUAUAUUUUUCAUCAAUGUCGAACUGUUAUUGUCUUUCUCGUUGUUGUUGUUUUUUUUCGGUUGUCUUUAAGUUGAUGAAGAAGGAAUGUAUAAGAGACAAUAUUACACCUAUUAGUCUAUUCUUCUAAAAUUCUGAUGAGAAAAGAAUUUUUAAUGUAUUCGUCAUAUUUCUUGUUUGUAGAAUAUAAUUAUAUAAAUAAUAUAACAGAUCGUUUUUUUCUGCUUUCUUUUAUCAUUGAGUAUGUUGUUGUUUUGUUGUUUUUUGUUUACCAGUUAACAUGGGUUACAUGCAGUUAUGGAAAUUCACUCAGUCAUAUAUAAGCAACAUUAGUA
Schistosoma haematobium is the source of this 3851-nucleotide messenger RNA. RefSeq names its product Death-associated protein kinase 1. Lineage: Eukaryota; Metazoa; Platyhelminthes; Trematoda; Strigeidida; Schistosomatidae. Gene Ontology annotation, cellular component: nucleus. Gene Ontology annotation, molecular function: ATP binding; protein serine/threonine kinase activity. The record is from RefSeq and is a predicted model, not a curated record. Gene Ontology annotation, biological process: protein phosphorylation; positive regulation of apoptotic process; intracellular signal transduction. The coding region runs from base 62 to 2548 and encodes 828 amino acids. The transcript has 13 exons.